UGUGACAAAAAUUAAGGUUUCCAACUGUUCAAAACUACAAAUAAAACAACGGUGGGUUUUAUCUCCGUUCUGAUUCUACGAUGAGUUCAUCAGCAAUAUUUGGACUUCGAAAGCUCCGCUAGUUACGAAUCUUCAACACCUAAUAAUUUUAUUUUGUCGAAUAAUUUGUUGUUAGCUCUUGAAAUUAAUCGAUCAAUGGAGGGAUUAGUUCGUUGUUCCGCUAAUUACGUUCCGCUGACUCCAAUCAGCUUUUUGGAGCGGUCAGCACUUGUUUAUGGCGAUCAAACCUCUGUUGUUUAUGGGAAUAUCAAGUAUACUUGGAGAGAAACUCUGAUUAGGUGCACCAAACUCGCUUCUGCAAUCACGCAAUUCGCCAUUUGUUAUGGCGAUGUUGUUGCUGCUUUGAUCCCCAACAUUCCAGCAAUGUAUGAGUUGCACUUUGCGGUCCCAAUGGCUGGAGCAGUCCUUUGUGCCUUUAAUAUCCGGCUUGACUCUGCAAUGUUGUCGGUGUUGCUAAAACAUUCAAAAGCAAAAGUCAUCUUUGUAGAUUAUCAAUUUUUAGAUGUAGUACAUGGAGCACUGCAUAUUUUGUCCAAGUCAAGCUCAAGUCUUCCUCAAAUCAUUUUAGUUCUUGAUGAACAGUCGAUUCCAGUUGGAAGUGAAAUGUCCCCUUCUAGAAACUUGGAAUAUGAGAAUCUUUUAGCGGCAGGAAACCCUGAAUUUGAGAUCCGAAGGCCAAAAGAUGAAUUAGACCCAAUUGCACUGAAUUAUACUUCAGGGACAACCUCAAGCCCAAAAGGUGUAGUUUACAGCCACAGAGGUGCAUAUUUGAACUCCUUGGCUACAGUUCUAGUGAAUGAAAUGCUUUCAAGGCCUGUCUAUCUGUGGAUUGUUCCAAUGUUUCAUUGCAAUGGUUGGUGUUUUACAUGGGGUGUAGCAGCUCAAGGUGGGACAAACAUCUGUCUGCGCAAUGUUAUUGCAAAGGAUAUAUUCAGUAGUAUUGCAGAACAUAAAGUUACCCACAUGAGUGGUGCACCAGCAGUUUUAAACAUGAUAAUAAAUUCUCCAGUUGAUGAGAAGAAGCCUCUUCCGAACAAGGUGGUAGUGGUGACAGGUGGUGCCCCACCUCCUCCACAAGUUAUCUUCAAAAUGGAAGAACUUGGGUUUGCAGUAAUACAUGGAUAUGGGCUGACUGAAACCUACGGUCCUGCAACAGUUUGUGUGUGGAAGCCAGAGUGGGAUGCUCUUCCUCCAAAUGAGAGAACAAAAAUAAAGGCCCGGCAAGGAGUACUUCAUACUGGGCUUGAGGAAGUUGAUAUCAAAGAUCCCGGUACUAUGAAAAGUGUUCCUGCUGAUGGAAAGACAAUGGGCGAGGUUAUGAUUAGAGGAAAUACCGUUAUGAAUGGAUAUUUGAGAGAUCAGAAAGCUACCGAGGAGGCUUUUAAGGAUGGAUGGUUUCACAGCGGAGACUUAGGGGUUAAAUACCCUGAUGGUUAUAUUGAGCUAAAGGACCGGUCAAAGGAUAUAAUCAUUUCUGGGGGAGAGAAUAUUAGCACAAUUGAGGUAGAAUCUGUAAUAUUUAGUCAUCCGGCUGUCCUAGAUGCUGCUGUUGUGGGACGUCCUGAUGAUCACUGGGGGGAAACACCCUGUGCGUUCAUAAAGCUGAAGGAUGGGUGUGUAAAUGUCACUGAUGCAGAUAUAAUUAAUUUCUGUAGAGAUCACUUACCUCAUUAUAUGGCUCCUCGCUCUGUUGUUUUUGUGGAUCUUCCGAAGACAUCUACCGGGAAGACACAGAAAUUCAUUCUCAGGGAGAAAGCGAAGGCCAUGGGAAGCCUUAUUCACAAAAAACCCAGCAAGCUUUAAGAAUGGAUAACCUAAUUGCUUACUCAACUCUUUUAGUUCUGAUGUUUUCACAGAUAGUGUUACUCUGUAAAGAAGCAGAUUCAAGAAAUAAAGAGCUCUCAUAAAUUAUCUGUCAUUGCAUUUUGGUAAGUCCUCUGAGUUUAACUGACGUCAAACUUAUCCGUUAUAUUGAAGAUACAAGUUCGUCCUCAAGUUUUACAUUGUUGAAAAAGUUUCUGCUGAUCUGUGAUUAAAAUAUUCUUUUCUUUUUCUUGGUUGAGCGGGGAUGGGUGUGAAAACUCUUUGUGAUGCAGGAUUGUGAUUGUUCAUUCGAACUGCCUAACAAAACAUUAAGAGGUGUCUUUACGAUUUGGCAUUAUUUUCUUGUACUUUUGAAUACUCCGUAUUGAUUACAUAACCAAAUUGAAGCAAAAAAAAAAAUCUGUUGGAGCAGUAAGUAAUUUGCCUUUUGGGGUUCCAAAUGUAGUAUGAAGUGUCCAUACCCACGUGGCCACAUACUUGCCCAUUAUGGGGUAUCGAAUGUUCAAUAUUUGAUAUUUGAGGUACAAUGAAGAGUCUGAGCAACAUAGGUAUAAAGUUCCUUGACCAUUUAUGGCACAAGGAGCAAUAAUCAGAGGUUGAGGAGGGUGAUCUAGAGGCUGUUGUAAGCAAGGGUGAUCUAGGUUAUUCAACUAGGUCUGAAGAAACAUGAGAUAAUGGCUCGUUUUCCAAGUAUUAUCGAUGUCCAACGAGGCAAGGAGACCUUUGCCAAAAGGGCACAUCAUGUUGUGAGUUUAUUGGUGCUAUGCCGACUUUUAAUGUCGUAAUUGAAGUAUAAAUUGGGAAGUAAUGGAGGUUUUAGUUAAUUUUUAAAAAAAGAUAGGUAAAAUGGGAGGAACUGAAGGUGAAAACGCAAUAAACGUAAGGACACAGUUGCUUUCUGCUCUAUUAUACAAGUACUAGUCUUAUAUGCACGCGAUGCGUGCGGAAUUAUAUAAAAAACGUAAAAUCGAGUGAUUGUACUUAUCUAGUAACUUUAACCUACUUAUUUAACAUGCUUUUUUCUUUACUUUCUUAACCAUAAAUAGAAACUAAAACUACCAAACAAAAUUUCAAAAGCUAAAAAGGUGCAAGCACACAAAUAGAGAAAACACAGAUAGAGGCCCUGAGACUUGCAGAAAGUAUUGUCAUGUUAAAUUCGAAAAAGUACAGAUAACACAAAUAGAGGCUCUGAGACUUCAAAAUAUUUUUUACUAUUACAUAUUUCUCCAUCAUUCUCAUCCCAUCAAAAAUGAAGGCAAAAACUUAAAUGACUAAUCAACAGCAAGUCUACUCAAAUUAAGUCUCAUCCCAAUGCUUUCAUUCAUCCCUCCAGCUCAAGGAAAGAAACAUCAAUCAACAAAGAAGGGUGCACACCGCACCCUAACAAACAAAACACUGCAUAAAAAAACAGAACAACAGUAAUGUUAAGACAACAUCAAAACACUGCAGCAGAACACAUCAGCUGUUGCUGGGAAAAAACAGAAGAAAAUUAACACUUACUGCAGCAGAACACAUCAGCUGUUGCUGGGAAAAAACAGAAGAAAAUCAACACUUGAAACAACCUGCGAACAACAGGAACAACCUAACAACAAUUGGUGAUUAAUUAAACAAACCAAAAUAAUUCAAAAAAAUACUCUGUAAUUAUCAAUUUCAUAUUAAUUAAAAUGAACAAACCCAGAAAAAUUAAAGCAAUGCCCAAAAAAAUUAAUGGUGAAAUAGUAUCAGGAUCGCACCAAGGAAUUUGAUCGCCGGCGCCGAAGAAUCAAAUAUACAGGUUAUGCACUGGUAUAAUUAAAUCUGCACAAAGUUGAAAUUAAAUCAGCUUCAAGGAUCAGUAUUCAGUGUAGAAGUUCGAAAAUUUUAGCAAUCCCGCUAAUAGCUGAGAGCCAACAAACAUUUCAAAUUAAAAUAAAUUUACAAACAAAUUGUUUAAAAAAUGAAGGAAACUAAAACCAAAAUUGGAUCAAACAACUAACCUACCUCAGAUAGAAGGCAAUUUUUCUGAAAAAGUUACUAAAACAUACAGUCUCUCUAUCAAUGUAAAAAUCAAAAAAAUCUGCGAAAGUUUACAUAAAGUCUCUCUGUAUGUCUUAUCACAUGAACCUGGUUUUGGCACAAAAGAACAAAAGGAAAACUUUUUCAGCAAAUUGUACAUUUAUAGACGAUCAUUUUCGACAAAUCACAUUUUCAAACAUUGAAAUCUGCAAGUAACCAGAAUUAAUUACUUAGAUACAGAAUCAGCUAUCCAUGCAGAUAAUUUCACAUGAAUAUAAUGAAGCAGAAAAUACACAGCAGUGCAAUAACUUUUGCUUGAAGGAUCAAAUAAGCUUACAGUUGGAAGACGUAACUAUUAACAGAGAAUGUUGUGUGGUUUUUUUCCAUUAAGUAAACAAUGAAUGUAUGCUUCAAACUUUAUAUGAACAUGUGGUAUCCUGGUUUAAGAAUUCAUGAAUAACGCGAUCUAUGGUUCUUGCAUACACCAGAUGAUGACCCCAACAACACUCUUUAAUAGCAGAGUGAGCAAUAGCAGUUCUCUAAGCAGAGUGAGCAGCACAAAGUUCUCUAAUAGCAGAGUGAGCAGCACAAAGUUCUCUAAUAGCAGAGUGAGCAGCAGCAGUUUAUGGCUAGAAAUUUGAGUAAACAUGAGAUUAGCUCACUGAAGUUCUGCAUAGGUUGAUUAGCUAAUACAUUCUCAUCCAAUUGCUAAUUAAUCAAAAAACAAAAUUAUAUGAAUCGCCGAAUAAUUACUUGUUCAAUUCCAGUAAUUAUGUCCAGGACUUAACACUAAAGUAACUCGCCAAAACACUAACAAAUACCAAAAAAAAUCAUGAGAACUCAAAACAAUCUUGUAUACAUUACAAUCAAUUUAACAUAAACCAAUUAUUAAUGAAUUAUCUAUUUAUCUCUUAUGCAUGAAGACAUAAGUUCGAUGUGUAGCUGAUAGAAAAAAGAUGGGGCCACAGAUCUAGACGAACCUAAAGGUGAUUUCCAAGAGGAAGUGAGUGGUACCAGGAUCACGCAAUACCCGUGCCGCCUUUCAAAUUUGGGCCAGCUCCCUCUUCAAAUGCAGCUUGCUCGGAUCAUACACUCUACUCCUCCCUGCCAUUUCCUUCUUCACCUCCCUUUGUGUUAAUAUUCUACACAGUUAAAUCUGCAUUAAAAACACAACCUUCACCAACAACAAAAAAAUCGAAGUACCCAGAAAAGGGAUUUGAAUUUACAUGUAGUUUAGAAACUACCCACCUCAAUCAAAAAUCAAAAAAGGUCCCCACUUUUGUUUGUUGUUAUAAAUCUGUAUAAAUCCCAAAAAUCCUCUCUUUCUAAUGAAGGAAGAACAUUGAGAAGUGAGAUAUCUAUAUGAUGGUGAAGUAAUGUGUAAGUAGACCUAUAAAGUAUAAUGUAAUAAAAUCCUAAAUUAAUUUAUAGAAGAUGCAAUAAUUUAAUUUAUAGAUGAUUGAGGAAAGAGGUACUACUGCUACUGUACUACUCCUAACUUUGUAAUAAUGACAGCAAAGCACCCAAAUUUCAAUCAUCAAUCAAUGGAGCUGGAACAAAUUAAACCCCCAAAUCUUACAAAUUUGAAAUAAAAAAUUUAAGAAAUGAAACAAAUUCAAAUCACAAAAUCUGCAAAAUUAAAAAUAAAAAAAAUCGAAUUGACAAUCUAAAUUCACAAUUCACGAAAAAAAAAAAUUUGAAAUAAUUUCGAAAAUUUUCAGAAUUGGUGAUUAAUUAACAAACUAAAAUAAUUCAAAGAAAUACUCUGUAAUUAUCAAUUAAAAUAAAUACCAAAAUCUAGCAAUAUAUUGGAGUACUAUUUAAUUUCAUCAAAGCAACUGCCAAAUCCCAUAACAAAAAAAUUCCCAAAUUGGUAAAAUUAAAUAGUAAAAUUAAAUCAAAUGAAACUCACCACGAUUUUUGAUGUUGUUAUUGUUGCUGUUGUUGUCGGAAAGUCGCCAUCUCCGCCCUCCCUCCGCCGGUCCCUGCACCACCUCCGUCGUAUAACACAUCUCCGGAAAACCCAGACGUCAUCUUUUUCUUCUUCUCACCUUCCAAUUGUUUGAAUUGAAGCCAAUGCGUUAGGAAACGGACAAAAGCAAAAUUUAUAAGGCCCCAAAUCAUAUUUCUAAAACCAAUUAGGAAUCCAAAUCAGAUUUCUAAAACCUAAUCAAAAGCAAAACCUCGUAAUGAAAAUUGCAAAAACGAAAACUAAAUAGCACUUAAAAUCCUUAGUUUUGUAAAAUCGGGAUCGCAAAAAUAGAAUCAAAGACGAAGAAACCACAAAAUUGAUGGAAAAAAAAUAAUUGAUUGUAUGAAUUACCUGAUGAUGAGAUCGAAGAUGAGAGAGAAUUGAAGAAUUGAGAUUUUUGAGUGAAGGGAGGAGAGAUCGUCAUCGCCUCCUAGUUUGGAACCCUAAUUUGCAAUUCGUACUUGUUUGCUCAGAUUUUGAAUUUCGAGGGUUUCCCUGGUGAUCGGGGAAGAAGACGGGGAGGUUUCGGAGGUGUGAGAUUGCAGAAUUACCAUGGAGUUGAGAGGUUAGAAAAAACGAUGGAGUUGGAGAGGCUAGAGAAAAGGAUGGAGUUGAGAGGAAAGAGAGGGGAUGCGUUCAAACCCAGUGAUUUUCUAGGGUUUGGAAUCAAAGUUGGGGGUUAGAUUAGGAGGAGGAGAGAGAAGAAAACGGGAGGGAGGAGAGCAGGAAGUCAGGAAGGGUUGAAUGUGAAUAUGUGGGGGUAUUAUCGUCAAUUCAAAGAUGGACACGAAAAGUUAAUUUACUUAAAUACCCUCAGGAGUUGGCUUAUAUAAUAGAGAUAUAUCAAAGAAAUUCGAAAAUCUUUAUUUUGCCAUAUUUUCUGGACAUUGGCUGUUACAAAAACAAUUUUCUAUUAUAUGUAUAAGCUAUCACUUGUUUUUUAUUGAAUCAUAUAGCUAUACUUGUCCUGAAUUAAGAGCUGGUGGAGAACUUUAACUGGAUUGACCUGAUGAUAUUAGCAUCGAGCUGAAAGGCGUUGGAAAGUAUAUCAACUGAGAUAGGUGAUUUAGAACCAAAUACAGCAUCAGCAAUUGUGACUCUUCCAGGAUUCUGGCUGCUCAAGGCAGACAUGGCAACAGCAGGAGUCUUGCCAACAUUGAGUUCAAAGUGAAUGAGGCCUUGUGGGAAAACAAAUACAUCUCCCUUGUUAAGAACCUUAGCAAAAAGCUUAUUAUUUGCACCAUUAACUGGUGGAUUAGAGGUCACAAAACCCACAUAGACGGUACCCUCCAACACGGUAAGAACUUCAGUGGCACGAGGGUGUGUGUGGGGAGCAACGACACCAUAAGGAGCAAAGUCAAGCCUAGCUAUGGAUAUUCCAAGGGUGUUGAGUCCUGGUAAUUGUGCUGUAUCUACUGGAGUAACAACUGAUCCUAGUCUGUUGUUGGUGUCACGAGGUUUGUCUAGCCCUUUGGCGAAGAAAUCUUCUGCUUUCACUUCCAUAGGAUUCUUGCAGAACAGCCCAUUUACAAACACUGUAGAUAAAUAUAAACAAAAUAUACAUUAAUUAGUGUUCGUGUUAACUACUUAAACCUGUACUGUGAGGAAAGAACUGAAUCUUACAUGCAUUUUUCGGGUCAUUAGUUGCGACACAAAAAUCUUGGAGCUGGGUAGGAUCAGUGGCAUAUGCAACACAGAAAAUUAGAGCUACAAGGGUUAAGUAUGCAUACAAUCUGUAAGAUGCCAUGGUUUCCAAUCCGUUAUAAUGGGUUUGGGAAGUUGUACUUUACUUGUGAGUUGUGGACUUAUGGUGGUUCUUAAGCAUGGGAAAGGUCCCUUUUUAUAGUUUUAGGUGCCGCACAUUUUUGGAGUUGAAUUGGUCACGUUAGCUAAGUCAUACUUUGUGUUAUUGCAGGUUUACUUUUGCUUUUAGCAGGUGAUGACUUGGUAUUACGACAACCAAAUAGAAUUAGAACUUAUAAGUGUUUGUUUAGCUAAGCACUGUAAUCAUCAUAGGAAAAUGUCAACUGGUAACUAGAAGUAAAAUAUGUCCUUUCCUUUGCCAAAUUUUUAUUUACAAGUGAUGUAUAAUAAAUAUUCUACAACGGACUGAAAGUUAACUUAAAAUGCUUAAAAGUUAUCUCUA
Molecule: messenger RNA, 7997 nt
Organism: Spinacia oleracea (spinach)
Lineage: Eukaryota; Viridiplantae; Streptophyta; Magnoliopsida; Caryophyllales; Amaranthaceae
Product: butanoate--CoA ligase AAE1
Exons: 3
Coding region: 196-1863 (555 amino acids)
Source: RefSeq, a predicted model, not a curated record